Hemicordylus capensis (graceful crag lizard) is the source of this 1988-nucleotide messenger RNA. It is a transcript of the gene MCRS1, whose product is annotated as microspherule protein 1. The record is from RefSeq and is a predicted model, not a curated record. NCBI's taxonomy places the organism in Eukaryota, Metazoa, Chordata, Lepidosauria, Squamata, Cordylidae. The transcript is spliced from 14 exons. Gene Ontology annotation, biological process: positive regulation of transcription by RNA polymerase II. The coding region runs from base 119 to 1468 and encodes 449 amino acids. Gene Ontology annotation, cellular component: MLL1 complex; NSL complex; Ino80 complex. Gene Ontology annotation, molecular function: G-quadruplex RNA binding; protein binding.
CUUUCCCCCCUCGCCCUGCCGGAAGUGAUUCAGCUUUCUCUCGAGUUUCCGAGGCGGACGCUGGACAGAGGCAGGAGUCGUUGUAGCGCUCGGGAAUGACGUGCUGGAUUCCAGACUGAUGGCGUCGGGCACAGCGAGCCGCUCUGAAGAUGAAGAGUCUCUGGCAGGACAGAAAAGGAGCUCAUCUCAGGUGUCGGGUGCCAUUCCAAAACGACGCAGUUCAUCCAGGUUCAUCAAGCGGAAGAAGUUUGAUGAUGAACUGGUAGAGAGCAGCCUCGCCAAAUCAUCCAGCCGGGCCAAGGGCCCAAGUGGGGUUGAGCCUGGGCGCUGCUCUGGCAGUGAGCCCUCUUCCAGUGAGAAGAAGAAGGUAUCCAAAUCCAUCUCUGCCCCUGUCACUCCGAGCCCAGCUCCAAAUCCCAGCCUCGCCAAGCGGAUGAAGAAGAGCAAGCAGCCCUUGCAGGUGACCAAGGAUUUGGGCCGAUGGAAACCCACUGACGAUCUGUUGCUGAUCAACGCCGUGCUUCAGACAAAUGACCUAACAUCUGUGCAUCUGGGGGUGAAGUUUAGCUGUCGGUUUAACCUGCGGGAAAUCCAGGAGAGGUGGUAUGCUUUGCUGUAUGACCCUGUGAUCUCCAAGCUGUCCUGUCAGGCUAUGCGGCAGCUGCAUCCUGAAGCCAUUGCUUCCAUGCAGAGUAAAGUGCUCUUCAGCAAAGCAGAGGAACAGCUGCUAAGCAAAGUUGGAUCAACCAGCCAGCCCACUCUCGAUACCUUCCAGGACCUGCUGCACAAACACCCAGAGGUUUUCUACCCCUCACGCACUGCCAAGGUCCUGCAAACUCAUUGGCAACUCAUGAAGCAGUAUUACCUCCUGGAUGACCAAACUGUGCAGCCACUGCCCAAAGGGGACCAGGUGCUGAAUUUCUCUGAUGCUGAAGACAUGAUAGAUGACAGCAAACUAAAGGAUGUACGAGAUGAGGUGUUGGAGCAUGAACUGACUGUGGCUGACCGGAGGCAGAAGCGUGAAAUCCGGCAGCUGGAACAAGAGCUGCACAAGUGGCAGGUGCUGGUGGACAGCAUAACAGGAAUGAGCUCCCCUGAUUUUGAUAACCAGACAUUGGCUGUGUUGCGUGGGAGGAUGGUGCGUUACCUGAUGCGCUCCCGAGAAAUCACGCUUGGCAGAGCCACCAAAGACAAUCAGAUUGAUGUGGACCUAGCUUUGGAGGGGCCAGCCUGGAAAAUAUCCCGCAAACAAGGUGUCAUCAAACUGAAGAACAAUGGCGACUUCUUCCUGGCCAAUGAAGGCCGACGGCCCAUUUAUGUUGAUGGGCGCCCUGUGCUCUGCGGCAGCAAAUGGAAGCUCAGCAACAACUCGGUGGUAGAGAUUGCCAGUCUGCGCUUUGUCUUCCUUAUCAACCAGGACCUGAUUGCGCUUAUCAAGGCAGAGGCUGCCAAAAUUGCCCAGCCCUGAGGUUUGGAUUAAGCUAAAGGCAUCUUUGGACCUGUGUGUGGGUUUCUCCACCCCAUUCCCUCUGCCAGCAGGGAUCUCCAUGCUCUCUGCUGCUCAUGCAGCUUCCUAGGGCCUGCCUUGCCCUCAGACUGGACUGAAACUUCUCAGUGGCCUUUCUCUUGUGGAAAGAUGGGUCCUGUCUCCUCACUCAGCCGCUGUGUGUGAGAGAGGUGUGAAUGGAGACCUCUGGACAACGAAAGCGGCUUGGGCUAUGUGGGAAGGCGCCUCACCACCUUUACUGACUACAGUAGUGGGGGCUUGGAAGUCUUUGGGACAGAAGAGUGAAGCGAUUUUCCAGGAAGGAGAGGUGGGCUGAGAGUAAGUAGCAAGUCAGCAAAUAAAACUGUUAGUCUCGCUCAGUUUUGCAGUGGUGCCCCUGUUUCUGUACAUGACCACUUUUCAGAUCUUGUUAAAAAUAGUUUUAGUGCUGGGGUGUGUGUGGAAAUUCUCUUUGGAUUUGAAGCAAAGGGUCUUAACAAGA